Sporothrix brasiliensis 5110 is the source of this 1617-nucleotide messenger RNA. RefSeq lists its product as uncharacterized. The record is from RefSeq and is a predicted model, not a curated record. NCBI's taxonomy places the organism in Eukaryota, Fungi, Ascomycota, Sordariomycetes, Ophiostomatales, Ophiostomataceae. The transcript has 3 exons. Bases 1 to 1617 code for a protein of 538 amino acids.
AUGUCUCUAACGGCCCAUCCGGCCGCACCCUUUGCGGCCUACCGGUCACCGCAAGGGCCGCGAAUACUUGAUCCUCCAGCAUGGUCCAACGCAGCAUCAGUCCCGCAGCAUGGCCGCUCCAGAGCAGGCCUAGACGCAAUCAUCCCGCCUCAGCUUCGUCCGCUCGUGAGGGCCUAUCUACUUGGCUAUGCAUCUAGUGUCGCCCCGCGUCUUCUCACCGUAUUCCUUACAUACUUCACCGCGCACCGCCGCCGGCGUCGGGGUCUCCCCCCUGUUCAGUCUGAAAAGGCGUCUUUUGCAUAUCUGCGUGACACGGUGCGGCAUAUUCUAGGUGCUGGGCUAGAAUGGCGGCGCUUCCCGACAUUUUGUGCCACACUUGUUGGCGGCAGCACACUUCUCGAGGUACACCACAGCUCUGCUUUCUCUAGCCCCGUUGAGUUUCAACUCUUUCCCGUCCCUUUUUGUAAAUUGCUGGCACGGUAUGCACCGGGUCUCUCCAUUGUCGCGCGCGCACGGCUCUCUCGUUGGCUUGCCUCGUUUGUGGCUGCCUAUGGCGGGCUACACAAAGCCGAUGGCACCAAGACAACGGCUAUCGCCGGUGCUGCCACGCCGGCCACCCAAUUUACCAACGUUACCAUACCAUAUGCAGGUCGCACCCUUGAUCUGACGCUCUUCGCUGUCACGCGCGCGGUCGAUGUCAUUGUGGGGGAACUAUGGGCACGCCACAAGGCUCGGCGAGUUGCCGCAGGGUCAUGGUCGAGUCUGGAGGUUUUGAUUGGCCGCCUUAUCGAUCCAGCCAUUUUCUCCAUGUCGUCUGGGCUGGUUAUGUGGGCAUGGUUCUAUGCUCCGUCAAGGCUACCACAUGCGUACAACAAGUGGAUCACAUCCGCUGCUGCUGUCGAUGCUCGCCUCAUUAACGCUCUCCGCCUCUGCCGUAACAACCAACUGCAGUAUGGUAAGGAUUUGGGGCCCGAUGCUCGUGUUCUUGAAGGCAUGUCGCAGGACUACGGUUGGCCGCUCUCCUGGGGCGAUCCGGCAGUAACCGUACCUUUUCCUUGCACCAUGGUCCACAUGGAUUGCGGUCCAUCGUGUGAGUAUCACGCAUUGAUGCGCAUGUGGCGGUCGUGGCGUUGGUCCAUGGCCACAUAUCUACCACUGAGUUUGCUGCUCGUCCUUCGCAAGCCAAACAGGAAUCCUCGCGGUGUCUUAAAAGCCAUUCUGUCAGCCAUACGCUCAUCAGCCUUUCUUGGAACAUUUAUCACGCUCUUCUUCUACGGGGUCUGCUUGGCCCGUACUCGCAUCGGACCACUCAUUCUCGGCACGUCUGUCGCGGCUCGCCAGACCAUUGACUCCGGCCUCUGCACUGCAGUGGGUUGUGGCCUAUGUGGCUGGAGCAUUUUGAUUGAGCGUGCCAGUCGACGCAAGGACAUCGGUCUCUUUGUGGUACCACGCGCCUUAGCUACUAUGUUGCCCCGACGCUAUCCCCUGGACAAGCAGUGGCGCGAAACAUUGGUGUUUGCAGCAAGCACUGCCGUUGUCUUCACGGCCAUCCAAGAAAACCCCAAACGUGUGCGCGGCGUCAUGGGCGGGGUCCUCAAGACCGUUCUCAUGCCGUAA